Molecule: messenger RNA, 923 nt
Organism: Tyto alba (common barn owl)
Lineage: Eukaryota; Metazoa; Chordata; Aves; Strigiformes; Tytonidae
Gene: CUNH6orf120
Product: chromosome unknown C6orf120 homolog
Exons: 2
Coding region: 331-897 (188 amino acids)
Source: RefSeq, a predicted model, not a curated record
CGCGCCGCGGCCCUCGCUCGGCGGGGUGACGGCGGGGCCGCUGCCGUGACCGUCGGGGGCCGCCUGCUGUGCCGGCAGCGGGGCCCGGGGCGGGCGGCGGCGGCGCUCCGCGCCCCUCGGGGCCGGCCGGUGCCUCCAGCGGCUCUCCCGCCCACGGGCGGGAAGGCAGGCAGGGAGGGAGUUCCUGGGGGCGGCAGAGGCGGUCCUGGCUCUGUCCAAGGUCUCCUGAAACUGCUGCUCCUUCCAAGCGCUGUUCCAGCGCCACGACGCUUUCGUUUGUCCCGAGGUAGUGCACGGGACACAGGAAGAGUCUGAACAUAACUUAAGACCAUGGCAGCACGCUGGAGAAUCCUGAUAAUAUUUGUGGCAGCUCAAGUACUAUUUGUGGUAAAUAGCUUUGAGGAAGAGGAUGUACCUGAAGAAUGGAUUCUUCUUCUUGUUGUUCAAGGCCAGAUUGGAGCAGGAAACUACAGCUAUUUGAGACUAAAUCACGUGGGAAAAAUAGUACUUCAGAUGCGGAGUUUAAAAGGUGAUGCGGACUUGUACGUAUCCGGUAUGACGCUUCACCCCAGCUUUGACGAGUACGAGCUACAGUCCGUAACCUGCGGCCAAGACGUUGUCCACGUACCCGCGCACUUCCGCCGCCCGGUGGGAAUUGGGAUUUACGGUCACCCCUCUCACCGGGAGAGUGAGUUCGAAAUGAAAGUAUACUACGAUCGAACAGUUGUACAGUACCCGUUUGGUGAGGCUUCUUACAACCCCGAGGAGAUGGAGGCAAACCAGAAAUACUCCCAGUCUACAGAAGAUGAAUCUCAGGAUGAGUCGUCUGUUUUCUGGACUGUACUUAUUCCAUUCUUGAAACUAAUACUUGAAAUUCUUUUACACUUCAGCCUGUGAAAUUAAACGUGAAUGACUUGCUGUAA